UGUAAUAUGAUGAUGAUGAUGAUGAUGGUACUUAUACAAUUCCUGGGUGUGUUCCACCGUGGCUUUUUGCUCAAAUAGCGAGAUCCAUCAGAGCUGUGGUAGUUCAUUUAUUAUCCUCAGUCUCGAUGACAAACGUCUCACUCGACAAUACACUCGGUGCAUUCGUUAUUGGUGCCUCCUUCGCCAACAUUCUGUUUGGCAUAACUUGUCUUCAGUCCUCAUUCUACUACAGAAAUUACCCGAAUGAUGGGUGGAUUUUUAAGGCUUCAGUAGGGAUCAUCUGGGUCCUAGAUACAAUCGACGUUGCAGUCACCACCCACGUCUGGUAUUUCUAUUCUAUCAAGAACUUCGGAAACUUUCAAGCUUUUACUCAAGGUAACAUCGUGUGGAGCUUUAAGCUGCAUAUCUUGAUUUGUGUCUCUAUCCGAGUCUUUGUCCAAGCGGUGUACGCCCUACGCUUAUGGAAACUUGGACACCACCUUUAUCAAUCGAUAUUGUGGCUGGUUAUUCUCGUCACUGCAAGCAACGCCGGUUGCGGGAUAUACCUUGUUAAAGAUGUCUUUUCGAUCCCCAGCUUCUCCCAAACACCAACCAUCAGGAACGCUCUCAUAUCGUUGUUUGCCAUGAGCAUAUCAGCCGAGUUCAUCUUGUCUGUUGCGAUGAUGUACACUCUGAAUAAGGGCAGGACCUCUUCGGUGUUCCCCAACACCAUUGCAAUACUUCUGACAUUGAUGCAGAUGGUUCUGAUAUCAGGGUUAGUUACAAGCUUGUACUCAAUGCUCAUUCUUGUUACAUUUCUCCUCUGGCCAGAUACUCUCAUAUUCCUCGGCGUAGAUUGUAUACAGCCCAAAAUUUUCAUCAACUCCUUGUUAGCUAUGCUCAAUGCACGAAACACAGUUCGAAACAUCGAUGAUUCCUUUCACCUACCAAUAAUUGAUUCUGUUGCUAAAAGUGUGCAUGACCACCGUGCCGAGGGUGAGGUAUGUUUCUCGAUAUCCAUUUGAUGUAUGUUGACGGGCUUUCAGCAGGCCAUUGUUGUACCGAUGAAGAUUGAU
Molecule: messenger RNA, 1055 nt
Organism: Guyanagaster necrorhizus
Lineage: Eukaryota; Fungi; Basidiomycota; Agaricomycetes; Agaricales; Physalacriaceae
Exons: 19
Coding region: 126-1004 (292 amino acids)
Source: RefSeq, a predicted model, not a curated record